CAGCCUCUCAUGUCCAUCGAUCUCACUCUUGACCGGAUACAACGCCUUUCUCAAAAGCUGCCGGCCUACACUCGACCAACGUGUCAUAUAGCGGGUACAAAUGGUAAAGGCAGCGUAGCAGCUCUGGUGUCAUCCAUCUUCGCCACUUGCGUCAAGGUUGGACGCUUCAACAGCCCUCAUCUAAUCUCGGUUCACGAUUCCAUUACAAUAAACGACGAGACCGUGAGACUCGAUGCGUAUGAAGCCGCAAGAGCGGAAGUUGAACGACUAAACGAAGAAAAUGAAACGAGCCUCAGCAGUUUCGAAAUACUUACGCUGACUGCGCUGCUCGUCUUCGAGCGAGCGGCGGUGGAUGUGGUUGUUCUGGAGGUCGGCAUGGGUGGACGGCUCGAUGCGACGAAUAUCAUCCCCGACGAGUCUGUCCUUGUCUCAGCGCUAACUGCUGUUGAUCUCGACCACCAAGCAUUCCUUGGAACUACGGUUUCUGCCAUUGCUGCUGAGAAGUCAGCCAUUGCUCGGAGUGGGAAACCGUUUGUUCUGGGGACCCAAACACAUGAGGAAGUGGAGAAUGUCGUGGCCAAUGCGGUCACAAACACUGGAGCUAUCAUGCUUUACGCCCUUCCAGUCUUCACCAGAGACUGGGACACAAACAUCGACGGGCCGGAAUGGGCUUCAUUCUCGCUUUCUGCGCACGUCUCUCCACCACCUACCCCCGUUCGAUUCCUAAUGCCAUGCUUUGACCACCCCGUUCAUGCCCUACUUCCGCUCUAUGGCGAACAUCAGAUCGAUAAUUUGGCCUUGGCCGUAUCUGUGGUGUCCGCUGCACUCACGAGCUCCGAGUUCAUUUCGCUUCGCCCGCGCUUCACCGACAAGUCGAUAGCAGACGGCAUAAAGAACACUCGCUGGCCAGGUCGCCUUUCUUUCCAUUCUAUCACUACUUCGACCCCACUCUUGGUACUUGCGGAUGGGGCACAUAAUCCCGCUUCAGCAAUGUCACUCGGUGCUUAUCUUAACGAACUGCUUGCACCUCUUCCAAAGCCAAUUUCGCUCACAUUCAUACUUGGUCUCUCCUAUGCACCGCACAAGUCCCCAACGGACACUCUGCGACCAUUAUUUUCCCUGCCCAAUGUCAAGUUUAAUGUAGCAUUGGUGCAAUUCUCUUCACCGGAGGGUAUGCCAUGGGUACGCGUGGUUCCACCUGUUGAGCUCGAGGAAGCAGUCAAGACACUGGAACCUACGUCGAAAACCUGGGUCGCCACGGAAAGAUCACAGUUGAAAGAGGCAAUCAACUGGGCAGCUUCAUGUCAGGAAAAUACGCCUUCAGGACUCGUCGUCGUGGCAGGCAGUCUAUAUCUCAUAGCCGACUUUUAUCGCUUAUUGGCAGAGCAGCAGAUGCGCCUUGAUUGA
Messenger RNA from Mycena indigotica, 1407 nucleotides. Its product is annotated as Mur ligase. The record is from RefSeq and is a predicted model, not a curated record. Gene Ontology annotation, cellular component: cytosol; mitochondrion; cytoplasm. Gene Ontology annotation, molecular function: dihydrofolate synthase activity; ATP binding; tetrahydrofolylpolyglutamate synthase activity. The transcript has a single exon. Lineage: Eukaryota; Fungi; Basidiomycota; Agaricomycetes; Agaricales; Mycenaceae. Gene Ontology annotation, biological process: folic acid-containing compound biosynthetic process. The coding region runs from base 10 to 1407 and encodes 465 amino acids.